AAAACCGAUUCUUUGAUGAUUUUAGUAUGUUAAUGUAGUAAAAAAAAAACAAGAACUUUAUGCUGAUUCAAACAAUGUCAAAAAAAAAAGAAGAUAUUAGAUAAUACUUCAUCAGAUCGAUAAGUCUCCAGCAAAAUUGAUUUUUUUUUUUGUUUUUGGUGCAGGCAGUUUGAAUUAAUUUGUGAUGGGAAGUAGCAGUUCGAAACGCUCGAGCAACAGAAGCAGUCGUAGAUAUUCUCAAAGUGCUUCUUCAUCUUCUUACGGACACAAUCCAAACUACACUCCACAGGCUCCUGCUUCAUCUUCCAGUUCCAGGUCUGUGAAGAACCAAGGCAAUAAGAAGUAUUCUCAGAUCGGUGAUUACUACCGUUCCAUUAAUGAGGUUACGGCUGCUCUUUCCCAUGCUGGUUUGGAGUCAUCGAAUCUGAUUGUUGGUAUAGAUGUCACUAAGAGCAAUGAGUGGACAGGAGCGAGAUCAUUCAACAGGCAAAGCUUGCAUUACAUUGGAACAACUCCAAACCCGUACCAGCAAGCUAUUUCCAUCAUUGGAAAGACUUUAUCUGGUUUUGAUGAGGAUAAUUUGAUCCCUUGUUAUGGAUUUGGAGAUGCUACAACACAUGAUCAGCAUGUCUUCAGUUUCUAUCCGAAUGAUACAUUCUGUAAUGGGUUUGAAGAAGUCCUUUCACGUUACAGAGAGAUUGUUCCUCAUCUGUGUCUUGCAGGGCCAACUUCUUUUGCACCCAUUAUCGAAAGGGCCAUGACUAUUGUGGAAGAAAGCGGAGGGCAGUACCAUGUUCUUGUCAUAAUUGCUGAUGGACAGGUGACAAGAAGUGUUGAUACAAAUCAAGGCGGCCUCAGCUCACAAGAACAAAAGACCAUUGAUGCGAUCGUUAGAGCUAGUGCAUAUCCUUUAUCGAUAGUUCUGGUCGGUGUUGGAGAUGGUCCUUGGGAUACAAUGAGACAGUUUGAUGACAACAUUCCCGCUCGUGCCUUUGACAAUUUUCAAUUUGUAAAUUUCACUGAGAUUAUGGCUAAAAACCUUGAUCCUGGAAGAAAAGAAGCAGAAUUUGCACUUUCCGCCUUGAUGGAGAUCCCGUCUCAGUAUAAGGCCACCCUCGAGCUCGGCCUACUCGGACGAAGAACUGGAAAGUCUCCAAACAAGAUUGCUCUUCCACCACCAAUCAGUGCUACUAACCCAUUUCUGAACACCACCCCGAAAACUUCCUGGUCAAGCACUGUUGCAGCCACUGCACCGCCUACUUCAGCUGCUAGUAGUAACGAGAGAGAGAGUUGCCCGAUCUGUCUGGUUAAUGCAAAGAACACGGCAUUCAACUGUGGCCAUCAGACUUGCCAUGGAUGUGGACAAGACAUUGAUAAGUGUCCCAUUUGCCGCACCACUAUUGCAGUUCGCAUCAAGCUCUAUUAAUAAUGGUACUUUUUCAUCAGAUCAUCGACCACAAGGUGAACGAAACCCGUUAUUUUUUUCUGAGGGCUUCGCCAUUGUUUCCAUCUUUAGGGGAAUACAAGAGUUUUGUGGUUCUCCAUCUAUUCUUUCUGUACAUAACUUUUUUUUUUUCGCAUUCUUACUGCACUUGGAUUAAACACUUUCAGUUUAGCUUUAGAGCUUUUUUAAUAAACAAUAGAUUGUUUUGUUUC
Molecule: messenger RNA, 1656 nt
Organism: Camelina sativa (false flax)
Lineage: Eukaryota; Viridiplantae; Streptophyta; Magnoliopsida; Brassicales; Brassicaceae
Product: E3 ubiquitin-protein ligase RGLG5-like
Biological process (GO): protein ubiquitination
Cellular component (GO): nucleus
Molecular function (GO): ubiquitin-protein transferase activity
Source: RefSeq, a predicted model, not a curated record